UCGGAAGCUGUGUCCGAUCCAAAGGGGGCCGGACCGGAGCGGCGCAGCACUGCCAAAGCAAUGGCCCGACUUCGGCCAAAUGAGAAAGAUCCCGUGCGGCAGGGCACGAUGUCAUUGGCUUCGAUUCUUGCAAGGUGUGCGGGCUUUCUCAUCCUUGGCUCCUCGCUGGCUUCCGGUGAAUAGCACUGCACCAGUGCCGAGCCCAAGCCCACAAAAAGGCUGGCAGGAAAUCCAGCGACUCCGAGGUCGAGCUGGAGAUCCACUUGAUGUCCAAGGUUGCUCUGCCUUAGUCAGAACCCUGCGGAAAGCAUUGCAACCUGGAUUUGUCAGCCGUGGAAAAACGCCCGAUUCGUUUUGGAAGAAGGCCGCAUAUAGGGGUGGGCAGUUGGCAAACUUCUUGCGGCCAGAGGAGACCUGCGAGGUGCUAAUGGCAUUGGCUGAUGCAAAAUUGCCGUGGAAACAAGAUCCGAAAGCAACAGAAGGCCUUCAACUUUUCGCUCACCAUACAGCAGAAGAGAUUGGUUCCUUCACGGCUGUGCAGAUUGCGCAAAUCUUGGAUGCAUUCGCAAGGAUGGGGUUCCUACAUGAGGACUUGCUGGAUGCCAUAUCCCGAACCAUUGCGCUGACAGUUUCUUCAGAUAGCGGACGCUUCAGCAAUGAAGCUGCCGUCAGCCUCUUGUCUUCUUUCGAAGCUUUAGCGGUGGCAGACCAGACCAUGAUGAGAUCAUUGUCCAAGCUAUUCAUGAGACGCAUUGUGCGUGAGCCGCUGUCUCCUCAAGAAACAGCAAAGGUGGCUGUAGCUUUCUCUGCCCUUCGAGUGCGUGAUGUCGGGCUCUUCAACGCAACCACGUUGGGCCUUUGCAGGCCAGAAGCCAUCCAAGCUUUGUCCUGGAUGGAACUCGCUCAUGUGGCAGUUGCGUAUGCGUCUCUUCGUCUUUAUUCACCAUCUCUUUUCAGUGCCUUGCUUGGAAGACUUGAGUUGCCAAAGUUCCCUCAAGAGAAACCGAGAGAGAUGCGCUUGAGCCAAGGCAAGAUUCGGGUUCGCAUUGCAGAUAGCUCCUCGCCGAUCCCAUGCUAUGAAGAUUUUGAAGUGCUACCACUUGCUGAGAACCAGCUUUUGCGCGUGCCAUGUGCAGAGGAUAUUUGGCAAAGCCUCCAAACACAGGAGCCUCUUUCCCCGUGCCUCGGUGGAUAUCCUCAAACAUGCUCAAACCAAGCAACUGGUUAUUACGUACUUUGGACUAUCUCUCGGCACAUGCUGACUGUAAGGCCAGUGCCACUCUCGCCACAGGUUGUGGCGAGAUUUCUGGAAGCUCAGCUCCACUUGGGGCAAGUUGGCCUUCAGGAGGCCGGCCAUUUGCUGCCACACAUGGCGCACAGUGCUGGCCCCAGUGGUCGGCCCAGCAUUCAGCUUUCGAAGCUGCUCAUCAUUUUCCUUGCGAGGGGUAGUCAUGCGUUUCCGUGGCUUUGGCGCAGAGCAAUUGUGGGUGCUUUCUCAGAGGUGGAUGCCAGAAGGGCAGACGCUGGCAAACAAAGACUUUUGCCAAUGAAUUCCUUGGUGCCUUUGCUAGAAUCUUUUGCUGAACAUUUGCGACUAUUGCAGCCUGUCCUAGACGAAGCUGAUCCCAUGUUGACCUCUCACAUUCAAGUGCUGACUGGAGGGUUGGUAAAACUGUGGGCCUUAGUGGCCAAGCGCAGUGGCACCCUCCCAGAUUCAGAGUUACGGCAGGCAGGACUAACUGCCCCUGAGCUCUUCAAGGCACAAUUCAAUCUUGGAGAAGUGAUGAGAAACAGCUCGCUCUCUAAUACUGGUCGUGCCUUAAAUCAUGCAUCGCUGAAAGCUAUUCGAUGCAUCAGCCGAGAGAUGCUCCGCCGUGAGUGGUCAGAGGAGGAGGCUGUCGAGCUUGUGGAACUUUUGGACCAGAACGGGAUUCAACCUGCGUGGUUAUUGGAAGAUCUUCGCAUUAUGAAGAAAGAUUCGAUCAGAAAUAAUUGACAAUUCAU
This is a messenger RNA of Durusdinium trenchii, 2004 nucleotides long. NCBI's taxonomy places the organism in Eukaryota, Dinophyceae, Suessiales, Symbiodiniaceae. The record is from the annotation of a GenBank genome assembly.